Uloborus diversus is the source of this 985-nucleotide messenger RNA. Its product is annotated as protein C1orf43 homolog. Lineage: Eukaryota; Metazoa; Arthropoda; Arachnida; Araneae; Uloboridae. The record is from RefSeq and is a predicted model, not a curated record. The coding region runs from base 181 to 903 and encodes 240 amino acids. The transcript has 8 exons.
AAGCACAACACAACAAACAGCUGUCACUCCAUUAUUGUUGAGGAAAUUUUAAGGAUUAAAAGUUUGCAGGCAUUUUUUUUAACCGUCAACAAUUAAAUUCAUAUGUUGUUUUAAAAAGCGGACAAUGUUACUGUCAAAAUCCACAUUAUGUGCCUUUCGUAGUUUUUUUCAUGUCAGCUGAUGGCUAGUCAAUUUUCUGGGAUCGCCAUUAUCUUAUUUAUUGCAUUCGGUAGUUUGACUUUCAUAUUGUUAUUUAUAUUUGCCAAAAGACAGAUUACUCGAUUUGCUUUAAAAUCAAGUCGUGGUCCUCAUGUUGUGGUUGGAAUUGAUGCACCUAAGCAUUUGCGACUGGAAAUUGAAAGAAAGUUAGAUGCCAUUGAAAAGAUUAGAUGCAAUCCAUGGUUGUUGAAUAAAACAAUGAGGCAACAGUCUGACAAUGAAACUCUUGAGCCUUAUUUAUCGCCACCUCAUCUGUAUCGCAUGCAAGUUGUGGAUGAUCUUAAAGAGUUUGGUAACCUCAUUGGAAUUUUUGAACAAUCCAAAGCGCGAUUUAUGCAUGAAGAUGUUUUGAAUUAUUUUGUUAGACUUCACAAAAUGGAGCUCUUGCCUAACGUAAACGCACAAAAUUUAUAUAAGUGUCUUUCUAUGUAUGAAGAUGCCAGACAUGAGCCAAAAGACUUUGCUUAUUCUGAGUACUGUCAGUUCCAAGAACUGCUGGAUGCCAUUAAAAAUGAUGUUCUGGCUGGUAAAGGAGCAAAAGCACACACAGUUGGCAAAUCAAAAUAUGUUAUGCAAGAUGAUCCAGCUUCAGAUGAUAUUUCUCAGCCCCUUUUAUCCGAUACCUCAUCUGAUCACACCACAUUCAAGGGUGGAGGGCUCUUCACUCAAGAAACCUCUGUCUGAUAGAACAUAUUUUUUUAAUGAAACUUUAUAUUAAGUGUUCUUAAAAUGUUAUUAAAUGGAAACUGUUAAUAAAUCACUUUUA